This is a messenger RNA of Cloeon dipterum, 832 nucleotides long. Its product is annotated as cuticle protein 16.5-like. The record is from RefSeq and is a predicted model, not a curated record. Lineage: Eukaryota; Metazoa; Arthropoda; Insecta; Ephemeroptera; Baetidae. The transcript is spliced from 2 exons. The coding region runs from base 113 to 742 and encodes 209 amino acids.
GUGGCGACCUGGCCGCGCGGAGAAAGCAGGCAAAGGUGCGAACGCGGUAUAAAAGCGGCGGCCGACCUUGUCGCAGCAUCAUUCGCUCCGCACCCCGACAAACGCACUCGACAUGAACACUCUGGUGGUGAUCGCCUGCCUGCUGGCCGUCGGCCUGUGCGACUCGAGCGCCGGCAGCUCCUCCAACAGCGGCGGCGACAAGGACAAGCGCGGCGUGGUCGCUCCGGCCGCCGUGGCCGCUCCCGUGGCCUCGUACCAGCCCGCGGCCUACCAGACGGCCGCCUACCAGCCCGUGUACCAGCAGGCCGCCUACCAGCAGGCCGUGGCCGCCCCCGUGGCCUACCAGCAGGCCGUGGCCGCGCCCGUGGCCUACCAGCAGCAGGCCUACCAGACGCACCAGGUGGCCGCCUAUCCCUACCAACAGGCCGCCUACCCCGUGGCCGCCUACCACCACGCGGCCGCCCCCGUGGCCGCCUAUCACGCCGCUCCGGUGGCCGCCUACCACGCGGCCGCCCCCGUGUACCAGCACGCGGCCCCCGCCGCCUACUACCAGCAGCAGGCCGUGGUGGCCGCCGCUCCGGCCGCCUACCAAGCCUACCCGGCGGCCGCCUACUACGGCCACGCUCAGCCGGCGGCCACUUACGCCGUUGCCCAGCAGGCCAGGGCCGUCUACAGCUACGCGGCGCAGCCCCUGCAGGCCAAGCAGCUGGCCGCCCCCGCCGCCGCCUACUACAAGAGCUAGAGAGCGGCCACUGGCCGUUGGCCACGGCUCACCACCCGCUAGUCAUCCAUUGUGAAACCUGCCAAAAUAAAAAGAUUCUUUUUGCAACAA